Molecule: messenger RNA, 3256 nt
Organism: Serinus canaria (Common canary)
Lineage: Eukaryota; Metazoa; Chordata; Aves; Passeriformes; Fringillidae
Gene: PKNOX1
Product: PBX/knotted 1 homeobox 1
Exons: 12
Coding region: 436-1746 (436 amino acids)
Biological process (GO): angiogenesis; regulation of transcription by RNA polymerase II
Molecular function (GO): RNA polymerase II cis-regulatory region sequence-specific DNA binding; DNA-binding transcription factor activity, RNA polymerase II-specific
Source: RefSeq, a predicted model, not a curated record
AAGAAGGGCAGGAUUCUUAUUUAAGAGCAUAUCAGCAGUUGAGUUGUGGAUUUUAGUGUUGCAGAGGGGAAAGGAUCAGAAGCAUUCACAUGGAGCAUGUGGCUGUUCACUGAGAACCUUCAACAGACCAAAACCUCUUGGAAAACCUGCUUUAGAUGGUAGUGGGCAAAUAUUUAUUAUCUAAACUACCUGAAUAUUCUGUGAAUGCCCUCCUGUCUGUUGGUCCUUGCAUGUCACCUGCCGGUGCAGGCAUCACCUGGACCAAGCAGUUCAGCACAAUGCAGCUCACAGCAGUAGGUGAUGGGUUUCUGUCUUCCACCUUGUAUGUAAGUGGGAUCUCUGUGUUGGAACAAGAUAAUGUCUUCAACUCAGUGAAGGAAAGGGACUAUUUGUGCACACUUAUGAUGAUUUGACACAGUUAAUGUCUCAAUAACCAUGAUGGCAACACAGACAUUAAGUAUAGACAACUAUCAAGAUGGACAACAGAUGCAAGUGGUAACAGAGUUAAAAACUGAACAGGAUCCCAACUGCUCUGAAACUGAUGCCGAAGGGGUGAGUCCUGCCCCUGUAGAAUCUCAGACUCCAAUGGAUGCAGACAAGCAGGCCAUUUACAGGCACCCACUAUUUCCCUUGUUAGCACUAUUAUUUGAAAAAUGUGAACAAUCUACACAAGGCUCAGAAGGCACAACUUCUGCCAGUUUUGAUGUAGAUAUUGAAAACUUUGUGAGGAAGCAGGAGAAAGAAGGAAAACCCUUUUUCUGUGAAGAUCCAGAAACUGAUAAUUUGAUGGUGAAAGCAAUCCAAGUUCUGCGUAUCCAUCUGCUGGAGCUAGAAAAGGUCAAUGAACUCUGCAAGGAUUUCUGUAGUCGUUAUAUUGCCUGCCUGAAGACAAAAAUGAAUAGUGAAACUCUACUAAGUGGAGAGCCUGGAAGUCCUUAUUCACCUGUGCAAUCUCAGCAAAUUCCAAGUGCCAUUGCAGGCACACUCAGUCCCCAAGGGAUCGUGGUGCCAGCAUCAGCAUUGCAGCAGGGAAAUGUAACUAUGGCAACAGUAGCAGGGGGGACAGUGUAUCAGCCAGUCACUGUGGUCACUCCACAAGGACAGGUGGUGACACAGGCACUGUCACCUGGCACUAUUCGGAUCCAGAACUCUCAGCUCCAGUUGCAAUUAAACCAAGAUCUAGGCAUCUUGCAUCAAGAUGAUGGCUCAUCAAAAAAUAAGAGAGGAGUUCUUCCCAAGCACGCUACAAAUGUGAUGAGAUCUUGGCUUUUUCAGCACAUAGGGCAUCCAUAUCCAACAGAGGAUGAGAAGAAGCAGAUUGCAGCACAAACAAAUCUGACACUACUCCAGGUUAACAAUUGGUUUAUCAAUGCUAGAAGGCGAAUUCUUCAGCCAAUGCUGGAUUCCAGUUGUUCUGAAACUCCAAAAACAAAGAAGAAAACAGCCCAGAACCGACCAGUGCAGAGGUUCUGGCCUGACUCCAUUGCCUCAGGAGUUGCUCAGCAGCAAUCGAACGAGCUCACGAUGUCAGAUGGUGCUGUCGUGACCAUCACAGCUCCAGUGAACAUGAAUGUAGACAGUCUGCAGUCCUUGUCCUCAGAUGGUGCCACCCUGGCUGUGCAGCAGGUGAUGAUGGCAGGGCAGAGCGAGGACGAGUCCGUGGACAGCGGUGAGGACGACGGCGGCGACCUCUCGACAGCAAACAUCAGUGGGCUGGUCCUGGAUAACAGCGACUCCCUGCAGUAGGAAGCCAGAGAGCCUGGAGAAAAACACUUAGGAAAAAGAAUGGACUGACUGACUGACUUUUUAUAGUUUGCACAGCAAACAUUUUACACAAGUUUUAUUUCUAAUAUGUUUUAUAUGUAGAUAUAGAAGGGUGCACUUUUUUGUAUUUCAUAGUAAGCUUAAAGAGUGUUUUUGCAGGUGCAGCAACUUCUUUCAAAUGUGUUUUGGUUUGUUUGGUUUGGUUUUUUUUUUGGUUGGGUUUUUUGGUUUUUUUUUUGUUUUUUUUUUUUAUUUUGUUUAUUUUCCUUUCCUUAUUUGAGAAAAUUAUAUCUAGUAAUAUAAAGAACCACAUAAGCACCCCUUUGUUCUCUGAAUUGGAAGUGCUGCAGUUUCUGAUGAAUUAUGCAGUUUCAAUUAGUGCUGUUAUUUAACACAGCUUUUGAUGGGCAGGUGAUGUAAAUUUAAAGCAUGUGACACUAGUGUGUGAAACUUGAUUAUUGAGUUAGAUGCAUAUAUUUGAAAGAUGCUUCUGCACCUUAAAAACUGCUAGUCUGAGGUGGACAGCAACACACAUAAAAAGGAACUGUUGAUGUGUGAUUCAGUAGAGAAUGUAUGGCAAUUUAAAUAAGUUUAGUUUCUCUCAUAGUCCGUGAGCCUGUUUAUCAUUUGCUAUAAAAACUCCUAUUUUUACCUUGCUGGGGUUAUUGGAUAAAAAAAAUAUUUUUAUAAAUUCACUAGAAAUUGGGAUGACAACUGUAUUAAGCAGGAGGAAAAAAAAAUAAUUUCCAGAGGGGAAAAAUAAAUGUUUAGUAUUCCUAUUUGGAAGGUCUGAAAAUUGACCCAAUUUAAUAAACAAGCCUACAGUAGCAUUCUAUGAUUCUCAGCUAUCCCACAGUGAUAUACUAUAUUUGAUAAUAGCAUAAGAAGGGCCCACUGUUUGAUGGGAUUUUGAUAUUGUCAAACAUUGAUUUAUAUUAUGUGUAAACUAAUAUUCAAAUUGCAUAACUGUGUAUCUAGACUUGUAUCUGAAAAUAUUUGCUAAAUGAAUAUUCAGGUAAGUAAGUUCAAAUACCCACAAUUUUUCCAAUUAUUAGAGAAAUUUAACAGUUUAUAGUUUGUACAACUGAAUCUAAAAGAAUGAAAAGUUGCCUACUAUACAGUCAUGAAUUCUGCUAUUUUAUUGCAUUUGAAAUAUUUUCCCCUAAUACAAAAAGAAAAAUAUAACAUGAAUUUAUAUAAAAUUUCUUCAGAUCUGAAGUUUACUACCAGAAUAUACAGCAGGCUUUGUUAGAGUAGGAAAUUCUUGUGUGUCAUUUAAAAAACAAAGAGCUGGUGAUAAAAACAGCUGGGUUUUGGUUUGGUUUUGUUUUGGGAUUUUUUUUGUUGUUGUUGUGGUAACAGUUCAUUUCUUUCAUUUUCCCAAAGUUUGAAGUCUGUGAUUGUCUAUCCAUGAACAUUUGCUUUUGGAACUUUGUAUUUCCCCUUGUUGAGUACCAAUAAGAGACUCACGAGCCUCAUGCUAUGAUCAACA